AUGGGCGUCAUUUCCGCGAUCUUCUUGAUCUUCGUCACUCUUUUCUUCCCGCCUAUCGGCGUCUUCUGCGUCGCUGGAUGCGGUCCCGAUCUCCUAAUCAACAUCCUCCUGACACUUCUCGGAUAUUUCCCAGGCCAUAUCCACGCCUUCUACGUCGAAUACAUCUACUACGAGCGUCGCGAACAGGCGCGCACAGGCUGCUUUACGGCAUCACGAGCACCCGGCGUUUAUAGCGAGCGCGUACAGAGCGGUGGGCAGAAUUAUGGCACGAUUGUCCAGCCUGUUACUUAG
Messenger RNA from Venustampulla echinocandica, 291 nucleotides. RefSeq lists its product as uncharacterized. The record is from RefSeq and is a predicted model, not a curated record. Gene Ontology annotation, cellular component: membrane. NCBI's taxonomy places the organism in Eukaryota, Fungi, Ascomycota, Leotiomycetes, Helotiales, Pleuroascaceae. The coding region runs from base 1 to 291 and encodes 96 amino acids. The transcript is spliced from 3 exons.